Messenger RNA from Pundamilia nyererei, 4216 nucleotides. It is a transcript of the gene atp11c, whose product is annotated as ATPase phospholipid transporting 11C (ATP11C blood group). Lineage: Eukaryota; Metazoa; Chordata; Actinopteri; Cichliformes; Cichlidae. Gene Ontology annotation, cellular component: endoplasmic reticulum; recycling endosome; plasma membrane. The record is from RefSeq and is a predicted model, not a curated record. The transcript is spliced from 30 exons. Gene Ontology annotation, biological process: phospholipid translocation. Bases 533 to 3919 code for a protein of 1128 amino acids. Gene Ontology annotation, molecular function: magnesium ion binding; ATP binding; ATPase-coupled intramembrane lipid carrier activity.
CGGGUGGAGCUUGUGAACGUGGGAACGUUGGUGGGCUGCUGCUGUUGCUGCUGGAGUGAAAAUUGUUUGACAGGGAGGUGAGGCGACCUGUGCACGGGGGACUCGCAGGAGAAGUUAGUUUUUACCGUGGCGUUAGCCAGCUUUUUGAGUCAGCGGGAAGGCGAGACUCGGGGGCGACAAAUGGUUCCUUCGCGUGUAAGCAACAGGGCUCAGAGCGAAAUGUCAGGCACUGUUUCAGCCUUGAGCAGCGGGAAGCGCGACUAGUACACCGCAACGCGGAAAAUAUUCAGAGGGGAGAGAGAAUGCGAAUGGUGCGAAGAUACCGAAAUCAAACAAAAUGGAAACGAUGUAGCGUCGCUGCGGCAUUUCAUAUAGCUAGAACUAACGUUAGAGUAGAGAAUAGAUAGCCAAGGAGCUAGCACGUUUACUAACAUACAUGUAAAGUUAUUCACCAGAGAAACUGAAGCAGAGCCCGGAGGCGUCUGUUGAAUCUGAAGAGUUCAUCAGCAUUGUGAAAUUAAAGGAAAAAAAGAUGCUACGGAGAAGACUGAACCGUUGGUUUGGUGGUGAGGACAGAAGAGUAGGCAGUAGGACUAUCUAUGUUGGUCAUCGGCCGUGUCCUGCCAAUGAAGUUUUCAUCCCACCCAAGUUCUGUGAUAACAGGAUUGUGUCCUCGAAGUAUACAGUAUGGAACUUUCUACCAAAGAACCUGUUUGAACAAUUUAGAAGAAUUGCCAAUUUCUACUUCCUUAUCAUCUUCCUGGUGCAGGUGAUAGUGGAUACCCCCACCAGCCCAGUCACCAGUGGCCUACCAUUAUUUUUUGUGAUUACAGUAACUGCUAUCAAGCAGGGAUAUGAGGACUGGCUGCGGCACAAGGCUGACAAUGAGGUGAAUAAGUACCGAGUGACAGUGCUUGAAGAUGGCCGGAGGAUACAAAAAGAGAGUGAGAAGAUCAAGGUGGGAGAUGUUUUGGAGGUGGAGGAAGACGAGACCUUUCCCUGUGAUUUAAUAUUGCUGCAGUCUAGCCGAGAUGAUGGCACAUGUUUUGUUACCACAGCAAGUCUGGAUGGAGAAUCGAAUCAUAAAACACACUACACAGUGCCAGACACAGAGCGCGAUGUGGAAUCUCUCAACGCCACCAUUGAGUGCGAACAGCCACAGCCUGACCUUUACAAGUUUGUCGGUCGUAUGCACAUCUACAAAAACAAUGAGGAGCCUUCGCUAAGGUCACUGGGCCCAGAAAACCUCCUGCUGAAAGGAGCAACUUUAAAGAACACUCAAAGCAUCUGUGGUGUUGCAGUUUACACCGGCAUGGAGACAAAGAUGGCUCUUAACUACCAAGGAAAAUCUCAGAAACGCUCUGUUGUGGAAAAGUCUAUCAAUGCCUUCCUUUUGGUUUACCUUUGCAUAUUAGUGAGCAAGGCCUUAGUGUGUACUACACUUAAGUAUGUAUGGCAGAGCAAGCCUGGACAGGAUGAGCCCUGGUACAACGAGAAAACUCUGAAAGAAAAGGAAACCAAUCUGUACCUUAACAUGUUCACCGACUUCCUGUCCUUCAUGGUGCUCUUCAACUUCAUCAUUCCAGUGUCCAUGUAUGUGACCGUUGAAAUGCAGAAGUUUUUGGGAUCGUUUUUCAUAUCCUGGGAUAAAGAUUUCUUUGACAGUGAAAUUGAGGAAGGGGCACUGGUCAACACCUCGGACCUCAAUGAAGAGCUGGGACAGGUGGAGUACGUCUUCACAGACAAGACGGGGACCCUAACUCAGAAUAACAUGGAGUUCAUAGAGUGCUGCAUUGAUGGCCACCAAUACAAGUACAGGGAUGCGAGCUCGGAAGUGGACGGAUUCUGCGUUACAGAUGGACCUAUGAACACAGUACAACAGAAAGCUGGCAGGGAAAGGGAAGAGCUGUUUCUGCGUGCCCUGUGCCUGUGCCACACAGUCCAGGUAAAGGAGUCUACAGAGCAGGGUCAAGGUCAAGAUGGACGGAUAGACCAGGUGGAUGGAUUAAUGGUAGAUGGACAAGUGGUCCCUCCACUGCAGGAGCAGAGGGGCUUUAUAGCCUCCUCACCUGAUGAGAUUGCUUUGGUCCAGGGUGCAAUGAGGUACGGCUUCACAUUUCUUGGCCUCGAAAGUAAAACCAUGAAAAUUCUCAACAGGGCAAAUGACGUUGAAAUGUAUGAAUUGCUUCAUGUGUUGAACUUUGACCCAGUCAGAAGGCGAAUGAGUGUAAUUGUCAGAUCAAUAUCAGGUGAAACACUGCUUUUUUGUAAGGGAGCCGACUCCUCCAUCUUCCCCCGAGUCAAACAGGAGGAAGUUGAAAAGAUACGCAUGCAUGUGGAGCGUAAUGCAACAGAUGGUUACCGGACACUGUGUGUGGCCUACAAACAUCUUACUGCUGAGGAGUAUGACCAGGUAGAUUCAGGAUUAAGGGAAGCUAGACUGGCUCUGCAGGACAGAGAGGAGAAGCUCAUGGCUGUUUACAACCAAGUGGAGACUGGAAUGAAUCUAAUUGGAGCUACUGCUGUUGAAGAUCGUCUUCAAGAGGAGGCAGCAGAGACUAUGGAGGCUCUGCAGGGAGCAGGUAUUAAAGUGUGGGUCUUAACAGGAGACAAGAUGGAGACGGCCAAAUCCACCUGCUAUGCUUGCAGAUUGUUCAAGAGGAACACAGAGCUGUUGGAGCUAACAGUGCGUACUCUAGAGUCUCCAGGAAAAAGGCGUGAGGACCGACUGCAUGACCUCUUGCUCGAGUACCACAAGAAAACUGUACAGGAUGCACCACCAGCAAAGACACGUGUUGCCAGGAAUUGGUCCAGCCAGGAUUAUGGUUUUAUAGUAGAUGGAGCCACUCUGUCGAUGGUGCUCAACUCAUCCUCUGAAAACAACUUACAUGACUAUAAGGACCUAUUUCUGCAGAUAUGUCAAAACUGCACGUCUGUGCUCUGCUGCCGCAUGGCUCCCUUACAAAAGGCACAGAUAGUUAAAAUGGUGAAGAACUCCAAAGGCAGCCCAAUCACCCUUUCCAUUGGAGAUGGAGCCAAUGAUGUCAGCAUGAUUUUGGAAGCUCAUGUAGGCAUUGGCAUUAAGGGGAAAGAGGGUCGACAGGCGGUGAGGAACAGUGAUUAUGCCAUCCCCAAACUGAAGCACCUCAAGAAACUUUUGUUGGGACAUGGGCAUCUCUACUAUGUUCGCAUUGCACACCUGGUGCAGUAUUUUUUUUAUAAGAAUCUUUGCUUCAUCUUACCACAGUUUUUGUACCAGUUCUUCUGCGGCUGUUCCCAGCAACCCCUGUAUGAUGCGGCCUAUCUGACGAUGUACAACAUCUGCUUCACCUCUAUGCCCAUCCUGGCUUACAGUCUUUUCGAACAGCAUAUUUCCAUUGAGAUGCUCCUGGAAAAUGCUACCCUCUACAGACAGAUCGGUAAGAAUGCCAUGUUACGGUGGGGACCAUUUCUCUACUGGACAUUACUGGGAGUCUUCCACGGCUUGGUCUUCUUCUUUGGUGUUUGGUUUUUGUUCAGCAACCCAGCCCUGCAGGAUAAUGGCCAGGCUUUUGGGAACUGGUCAUAUGGAACGAUUGUAUUCACCAUCCUUGUUUUCACUGUAACACUAAAGUUGGCUCUGGAUACACGGCACUGGACAUGGAUAAACCACUUUGUGAUAUGGGGUUCCCUGGCUUUCUAUGUGUUUUUCAGCUUCUUCUGGGGAGGAGUAAUAUGGCCUUUCCUGAGACAGCAACGGUUAUACUUUGUGUUUGCCAACAUGCUGAGCUCGGUGUCAGCCUGGCUGGUCAUCAUCGUGCUCAUCCUGCUCAGCCUAUUGCCAGAAAUCCUCUACGUGGUGCUCCGCAAGCCCCGCGGCCCUUACGCUCGACAGCCAUCAUUGGAAUCCCUCCUACAAACAUCAAGAUUGCAGCAGUAAUGCCACUAUCGUACAAGCAUCUAAAGGAGCGCGACUAAAAGGCAUCGAGGACUCAUAACAGUCACGUCAACCUCAUUCAGGGUCCCGUUCCAAGGAAGACCGUCUGCCAUCUGAAAGGAGGAGAUGGAAAAAAAUCAGAAGAAACACGUUCGGUCCUUUGAGAGGGUUUAAAAGUCUUUUGACUUGUGUGUCUCCUUCUCCGUCCUUCGCUGUCCAACCUCAAAAAGCAGCCACCUCUCAUGCAUGCUUACAGAGCAGUGCUCUACAUUCUUUUAUACAGUAUCUACUUAGACCCCA